UUUUUCCAGGGUGUUGGAAUCAUAUAAAGCAUCAUUAUAAACAUCAGUUGGUGGUGUAUAAAUAUAGCAGUGCUGUGAUAGGCUAUAGAGAUGUCUCAGACAUAUGCCUCAAGUCAGAGAGAGAGCUCUGACUUUUGGGUCUUUGAUUCAGGGCCUGAUGUGGACCCACGCAAAGUAGAAACUAUUUUAGAUGGCCGUGUAGUGUGGAGGCGUUUCUAAGCAAGAACACUAGUAAUUGAUAGCUUUUAUUGAGAACUUUAUUAUGUUCGAGGCAUUGUGAUAGACAUCUGAUUAUAUAUUUUUGUUAUUACAGUAACAGUAUGAAGGACACAUUUCCUGUUAUUUUACAGAAUGGUGUAACUUGGAGAGUUACAAUAUAUUUCCAAGACUUUCAGCUGAACUCUCAUCUCUCAACACUGGCAAAUAUUCAUAAGAUCUACCACACCCUUAAUAAGCUAAAUCUAACAGAAGACGUUGGCCAAGACGAUCACCAAACAGGAAGCCUGCGAUCUUGCAGUUCUUCGGACUGCUUUAGUAAAGUGAUGCCCCCAAGGAAAAAGAGAAGACCUGCCUCUGGAGAUGACUUAUCUGCCAAGAAGAGUAGACAUGAUAGCAUGUAUCGAAAAUACGAUUCAGCUAGAAUUAAGACCGAAGAAGAGGCCUUCUCAAGUAAGCGGUGCUUAGAAUGGUUCUAUGAAUAUGCAGGUACUGAGGAUGUUGUGGGUCCUGAAGGAAUGGAGAAAUUUUGUGAAGACAUUGGUGUAGAACCUGAAAAUGUAGUUAUGCUUGUGCUGGCUUGGAAAUUGGAUGCACAAAACAUGGGUUAUUUUACUCUACAAGAAUGGUUAACAGGAAUGACUUCUUUACAAUGUGAUACAACAGAAAAACUCAGAAAUUCUUUGGAUUGCUUGAGAUCAUUAUUAAAUGAUUCUACAAACUUUAAGCUUAUAUAUAGAUAUGCAUUUGACUUUGCACGGGAAAAGGACCAGCGCAGCCUAGACAUAAACACUGCCAAGUGCAUGUUGGGACUGUUAUUAGGAAAAAUCUGGCCCCUUUUUCCAGUUUUUCACCAAUUCUUAGAGCAAUCAAAAUAUAAAGUGAUUAACAAAGACCAGUGGUGCAAUGUACUUGAAUUCAGCAGAACAAUUAAUCUUGACCUCAGCAACUACGAUGAAGAUGGAGCAUGGCCAGUCUUGUUGGAUGAGUUUGUGGAGUGGUAUAAAGACAAACAGAUGUCCUAGGACUAUAUGUAUAGCAGCGCGAGAGUCACUGUUACCAGUUAUGUCACCCAUUAGCCAUAAAUUGCUGUUUGUAUCAAAGCGCAUGCUGCUUCCCUUGCACUGUCUCCCCUUUGCAGGGAUGUUUUGGUGUUUGCUGUCGAAUGGGCCAGCUCUGCUUGCUGUGUAGCAUUGUUCUCUUGGAAGGCUGCUUUCCAGUUUGUAUUUACACUACAGAUUGGUGAAUUUGCCAAUGUGUCCUCACUGUGAUUAUGUGUAUAUUGCUGUUUAAAUUUUGUAUAUGUGUAUAAAAGCUUCACCUAGAGAUUAUUUCUGCAAAAAUGUAUUGUAAAAAUAAUUUUGUGGCAUAUUUCUAGUCCCUUUUUUCAAAUGAACCAGUUAUAUUUUAUUUGGUCUCAAAUGUAGCAUUUCAGAAAACAAGACAAAACAACCAUUACCAGAGCAAAUGUUGCCAGAAUUAAUCUUACUGUUUAAGAGGCCAAUAUCUGGAAGAGGAGGUAGGAGUGAUAACUUUUCAGUGGCUCAUGCCAAAUAGCAUUUGAUUUACUUAAUAAUAUUAGCAUUUUAAAAUUAUGAAAGUUACAAUUAUUGACCAUGUGCACAUGUAACAUGCUGCAAAUGGUUUUCACCAGGCAAGAUAAUAGUUUUUUUAUUUUUAACGUUAAAACUGUAGUAGCUUGAAUACAGGUACAGAUGAACAAAUUGAAAUUGCACCUUUUUUAAAAAUUGGGGUUUAAAUUCUCAUAAACUUUCUUUAAUUUUUUUUUCUUUUUUACCCUUUUACAUUCCUUCAGCCAGUGUUUGGUCUGCUGAUGCUCCUUAUGCCAAGCUGACUAAAGUUUAUUUUGCUGUCUCCAUGAAAAUCUACUGGCUUCCUGGCAUUUAUAACUGCAGAGCACUUUUAGUUGUGGCUUGAAUGUUUUCAGUUAGAUUUCAUGAUGUCUAAUUUCCUAGUUUUUUGGAAAAUAAACUGUAAGAGAGGUGUUUUGUUUUGUUUUCCUUGUUUAUUUCAUGCUAGGCUUUUCCUGGCAACGUGUUCAUUGCAGGCAGUGGACAUGAAACCACCAGCAUCGAGCUAACCCGUACCACACUGCAGGACCUUUUCCUAAAGGGGCCACUUGUCAUUACCUGAAUCAUUUGUACAGAAGAGUGAUAGCCAUUAUUUAUGUGUAUGAGGAAACAAGGAUGGUAUGUUUAGAUUUGUAUUUUAUGUCUUUUUUUUUGCCUUGAGAUGUAUAGAUUAGGUCAUGCCCCCCCACACCUGGUGCUAAUUGCCCUAAAGUUUUGUGAACAUACAACAGUCCAAUGAUUAACCAAGUACAAUGCCAAGGUGCAUUUGAGCUAGUGAUUGCUGAGGUUGUGAGCAAUAUCCAUGCUUGAGCAUGUAAUGAUUUGGAGUAUUGGCCAAAAAUUUUUUUAGGUAAAAUGUGAACCUUUAAAUGAUGUUAAAUGAGUAAAGCACACAGACAAUGCUACUCUUGACCAUUGUUUUACAGUUUCUUUUCCAAAUGGUGUUCUGAUUUUCAUAUUAUUUUUUCCCUAACUGAACCACCAAAGACAGAAAUUUUGUGUAUAUAGUGUGUGUGCAUAUACAAAAUCAUGAUAUGGUAGAAUGCAGCUAUUUCCUUUUUCUUCUGAAAAAUAAGGUUUGGUUUGCUGUGAAAUAAACCAGAAGUUUUAAAAACCGUAGUGAUUAAACAUACUUAACCAUUCCUUGUUUUUAGUCUCACUUUUAACCUUAGAAAUUUAUGUCAGUUUGCAUAAAUUGCUAUCUGGAAAGAAAAGGAAAUGUCAGUAGUAUACAACAGCUAUUGAGACUGCCGUAUUGAAAGGUGGUCUUAUUCAUGUUAUCAUACUGGGGAUUGGCCAUUGGCAGGUUUGGAUCUGUGUAGAGUUGCCUUAUUUUCAGAUGUAUCCCAGUGAAAUGUUUAAAAAAUCACACUUUAAAGGCAACAGGUCUUAAAUUUGAUAAUUUCUGUUUUCCUGAAAGCAAACAUAAAUAUAGAUGAAAUUCUUUUAAAUGUUACGUUAGAAUUUGGAGAAUUUUUUAAAUACUAAGCCUAGUUAAUUUUAAAAGGAUUGUAAUAAGGGGGAAGUGGUACAUUUCAUCGACGGUGAACAUUUUGAUAAGAGAAAGUCCAAGUAAAACCACCUUUAUGUGAAAGUAAGUAUACCAGUGGGAUAAUCUUGCAUAUUUAGAAAACAAAUCUCUAAACUACCCUGAAAAAUGAGCCUCUGUAACUGCUGGUCACAGAGUAGUUCUUAGUUUUCUUCAUUUUAUGGAUUUUUUUGUUUUGUUUUGUUUUGGUUUGGUUUGGUUGGUACUGGGG
Messenger RNA from Fukomys damarensis (Damara mole-rat), 3568 nucleotides. RefSeq names its product defective in cullin neddylation 1 domain containing 4 (gene Dcun1d4). The record is from RefSeq and is a predicted model, not a curated record. The transcript is spliced from 13 exons. Bases 321 to 1241 code for a protein of 306 amino acids. Gene Ontology annotation, cellular component: ubiquitin ligase complex. Gene Ontology annotation, molecular function: cullin family protein binding; ubiquitin-like protein binding; ubiquitin conjugating enzyme binding. Lineage: Eukaryota; Metazoa; Chordata; Mammalia; Rodentia; Bathyergidae. Gene Ontology annotation, biological process: positive regulation of ubiquitin-protein transferase activity; protein neddylation.